Messenger RNA from Stylophora pistillata, 3177 nucleotides. RefSeq names its product follistatin-related protein 5. Gene Ontology annotation, cellular component: extracellular region. Gene Ontology annotation, molecular function: protein binding; calcium ion binding. Gene Ontology annotation, biological process: multicellular organism development; regulation of BMP signaling pathway; cell differentiation. Lineage: Eukaryota; Metazoa; Cnidaria; Anthozoa; Scleractinia; Pocilloporidae. The record is from RefSeq and is a predicted model, not a curated record.
ACUGUGCUUUGAACACCGCGGGAGCUUUGUUUGUAAUGUCUCUGUCUACUUUCUAAACGCAGUAGAAAACCGUCUAUUCUCGAUAGAUAACCAAAGUAGUCGACAACAAGUCCUGUGCUACACUGAGAAGGCUUCCUCGUUACUGGAUUGGGUAAACAGACACAUUCCAGCGUGCCCGCGGAGUACGCUUCGCUGCACUAGGAACGCGUUUUGCUGCUUAGAGAAAGAGAUCCACCUCGCCGUUUUAUUCCUGUUUCCCCGCACGGCUGGUAGAGAUGAGUUAUAGAAUCUUGAUUACCGCGUUUGUAUUUCUUCUUCUCACGGUCUAUGGAGAUGCGAAGAAAAAGAGAGCAAAUCUAACAAAGGCUCCAAAUUGUCAGCAGAUUUGUCCUACGGGUCAAGAAUGUCAAGUCCAACCAGACAAUACUGAACGGUGUGUUUGUGUGUCACAGUGCAAAAAAAGGCACAAACCUGUGUGUGGGAAGGAUGGAAUCCUGUAUGUGAACCACUGUGAACUGCACAGAUCUGCUUGUUUGACUGGCAAGAAGAUAGGCAUCGACUGGGAAAAAUCUUGCUUGAAGAAAAAGGCUAAAAUCAAGGAUUGCCAAAAGGAGAAAUUAUCCGCAACAAAACGACUCAUAUUGGAAACCUUUGAAAAAGAGAUACACAGGGAAGUGACGACAAAAAUCCUGAUUGACGAGUUGUUCUUCCGGUACGAUAAAGACAACGAUCACAGCAUCAGCGGUGAUGAGUUAAAAAGCCUCGUCACUGACUACAUCAUGUACAGCAACAUCAAGGAACUCUUGAAAAUUUGUCAUACAACACAAUGGUUGAACUCUGCGGAUAAAGAUGUGGAUGGAUUUCUCUCCGAAUAUGAAUUUUCAUGGAGUUUCGGAAGCGCACCGGAGGUUACUAUAGUCAACAACGACGAGAAACCUAUGUCAGGUUCCGAUCUCACUCUCCGAUGCCAAGUGCGUGGUUACCCAGUUCCUGUGAUCACGUGGCGAAAAGAUGAUGUAAAGAUGAACUCCAACAAUCGUGUUCUGACCAAAGAAGAUGGGGAGCUUUUUCUAAAGGGGCUCGCCCAAAUUGAUAAUGGUGUAUAUUCCUGCGAGGCCUCCAAUGACUUUGGGACGGACCGUGAGCAGGUCAAGAUCAGUGUCCGGGAGCCAAUUACAGAAGCCCCGGCCAUUCCUGGGAGUCGCAUGUUCUACGUCUUCGCAAAGGAUGGUGUUCACGUGAUCGAUCCUAAGACAGUGUCCACUGUCACUCGCAUUAGCGCUGAUGACGUCAUAAAUGGCACAUCAUCACCCAUUUGUACUAGGGCCCGAGAGAGAUCUUGUAACUGGGGUGGAGCAGUGAGUGUAAAUGAACAAUACAUCUACGCAGCGGAUUUUCCAGGGCGUAGAAUCCUUGUGCUGGAUAUUGCUGCUCAAAGAUUCGUUCAAGAAGUGCCCACCGACGACUUUCCUUACAAGUUGAAGUACUUCAGAUCCCUGGACACAGUAUGGAUCCUAAGUUGGGGAAACAGUUCACUUGAUGUGCUCACCGAAGACGAAGACGACAUCGGGACACUUUCUGUGAUAAACGAAGCUGGUAAAGUGACUGUUCACUCGUCAAUCAAGGCGCAAAUGAUCGAUGGCAUCCCCAGACCUGCGCAUGACUUCUUUGAAGCAGAGAACUGCGAGUUGAUAAACGAGGAAAGCAAGUAUGCUUAUGUCACUCACGUAAUGGAUCCAGGCAUCCAUGAAGUGGACCUGGUUACCAAGCAGUAUUCCAAGUUUUAUAAUCUUAGUGAUUACCAGUGCUACGGGACAAUCGGUUUAGUUGUAUCACAACCUUUCAAAUACGCUUUCGUCCAGUGUUACACAAAUGAGGAACGAGACGCUAAAGGACAAAUCGUGAUGGAUUUGGACGAAAGACAAAUCAAGGCGAUAAACUCGAUUAACUUUGGAACACCAUUCGUGUCUCCCGACGGGAGGUUUGUCAUAACAUUGAAUUUUAACGUGGUAUCAACGCUCUACAUUGAUCCAGCAGGGCAGAUUUACUUAUUUAAUGAAAUAGAAUCCCGUCUCCUGCUGAGCCACGUCGCCUUUAGGGCACGAGACGCAGGCUACGACGUCUACGUGACGUCAAAGGAUCAAUCGGCGAUUAUAGUGCUGCAUGUGGAUCCCAGAGGCAUAAAAAUUCUUAAGUUUAUUUCUACAGCUGAUAAACCGUCGGCAGUGAGAGACUGGAUCCGCACUGAGAGUCCUAUCGUAACUGGCUGCGAGGCUGAUGCUUGUUACCUAGCAACGCCUGCCACACGCGAGGAUGCAGUGGUAAUUUUAAACGGUGAAAAGCGGGAAAUGCAAGGAAGAGUGGAAGGGAUUAAAGAGGCCCGUACCAUCGUGUGGGUCGGCCAUGACCAGAGACAAAACGACAAAGAAGGUCUUGUUCUUGUUGACAAUAGAUCAAAACUGUAAGAGUGUGAUAUGUUAAUAGGUUUUUAGAUUUGUCCAUAGAAAAAUCGGUACAAGAAUCCAAGGUAUACCAACUUGAAAAUGACAAAGUGUGAAGUAAUUUCAUUGGCGAUCUUUAAUUGAGCAAAAACCAAUUAUAGAGGGACUUAAUGGGUUUUAAAACUGUAAGCUCUAAAAUGGCCGAACAAUUAAGCCGUUAGUGGAAAAAAUAGUAAAAAAUUAACCGUUAAAUUAAUUUUUCAAGUGACCUCAAUGGAAAGAUAGUAACCGUUAACCGUAAAUUGGCCAAAACUUCAGCCGUCACCCCAUUACGACCCUCUUUCUAGUUAUCAUUUCAAGCAAAAAAGCAAUGUAUAGAAAGGGAAAUAUCAACUAUGAAAGAUCAUUUGCUUCAACACCAUAUUUUCAGAGCUAGCUCUGUUAUUGCAAGAAAUGUAUGGCGGAGAGAUGUUUAAAUCUUUUGACUGUAAAGGUUAAUCAAUUCAAUCCUAAGCUUGCCUGUUUACAAUGCACAUGGUUUUUUUGAAGUGUUAAGGCUGAUCAUGAUUAUAGUAACUUUAAGAUUUUUGUAAGAUUUCAUUCUUUCGGAUUCAUUUUAAAUCUUCUUUAUUUUUUCGAUAACUUACAAUAAUCUUUGACGUUUUACCAUUUAGUUCAACUUACUCCUAUUCUUUAUUAAACGCUGCUGUCACCAAUAAACUAAAUAUAUUUUGUA